Molecule: messenger RNA, 5157 nt
Organism: Vicia villosa (hairy vetch)
Lineage: Eukaryota; Viridiplantae; Streptophyta; Magnoliopsida; Fabales; Fabaceae
Product: pentatricopeptide repeat-containing protein At1g06143-like
Exons: 2
Coding region: 104-1846 (580 amino acids)
Biological process (GO): RNA modification
Molecular function (GO): RNA binding; protein binding
Source: RefSeq, a predicted model, not a curated record
UUGUUGAGAAUCAUUACUGCAAUAAAGAUUCUUCCUUACAAAAGUGCAAACUCGUGAUUCAUAUGUUUACGCAAUUGGUGCACAUCCAUGUUUGACUGAAGCAAUGCUUGUACCCAAACACUUUUCAAUCCCAAAACACACAAUCCAACUCAACAACAACAAUCAACAACACAGUCUCAAAGACACAAUCCUAACUCAAAUCAAACAAUGCACAAAUCUAAAAACACUAGAAUCAAUCUACGCCAUAAUGUUCAAAACCAACUUCAACCAAGAUUGCUUCCUCAUGAACCAAUUCAUAACCGCAUCAUCCUCAAUCUCUUCUCACACAAACCUCGCAACUUCCACUUUCACACAAAUCAAAAAACCAAACACUUUAGUUUACAACGCACUCAUCAAAGCCUGUGUUCAUUGCCACUCACCAAACCAAGCAUUACUACAUUACAUAAACAUGCUCCGAAACGGCGUCGUACCCUCAAGCUAUUCAUUCUCCUCUUUGAUUAAGGCCUGCACUUUGUUAACAGAUUCUGUUAACGGUAAAACACUUCACGGACACGUGUGGAAAAACGGUUUCCAUUCACACGUGUUUGUUCAAACUACUCUCAUUGAAUUCUAUUCCAGUUUGGGUAUUGUGUGUGAUUCAAGAAAGGUGUUUGAUGAAAUGUAUGAGAGAGAUAGUUAUGCUUGGACGACGAUGAUUUCAGCGUAUGUGCGUAAUAAUGACGUUAUAUCUGCAGAGAAACUGUUUGAUGAAAUGCCUGAGAGAAAAAACACGGCUACAUGGAAUGCGGUGAUUGAUGGUUAUGCGAAAUUGGGGAAUAUUGAGCGGGUUGAGUUUUUGUUUGAUAAAAUCCCUUCUAAGGAUAUAAUUUCGUGGACAACUUUGAUGAGUUGUUAUUUGAAGAAUAAAAGAUAUUAUGAAGUCGUGAAGCUUUUUAAUGAAAUGGUGAAUGAGGGAAUGGUGGUUCCCGAUGAAGUUACUAUAACAACUGUGAUUUCAGCUUGUGCUCAUUUGGGUGCACUUGGGUUAGGAAAAGAGGUGCAUUUUUAUUUGAUGAUGAAUGGAUUUUGUAUUGAUGUUUAUAUUGGGUCUUCGUUGAUUGAUAUGUAUGCAAAAUGUGGAAGUGUAGAAAGGUCGCUUUUGGUGUUUUAUAAAUUGCAGGAUAAGAAUCUUUUUUGCUGGAAUUCCAUGAUUGAUGGACUGGCUGCACACGGCUAUGCAAAAGAGGCGUUAAGGAUGUUUGAGGAAAUGAGGAAGCAAGGAAUAAGGCCAAAUGGGGUAACGUUUGUUAGUGUUUUAACUGCCUGUACUCAUGCAGGGUUUAUAGAAGAGGGUCGUCGUUUGUUUGUGAGUAUGAUUGAGGAUUAUUGUAUUAAUCCUCAAGUUGUACAUUAUGGAUGCAUGAUUGAUUUAUUGAGCAAAGGUGGUUUGCUUGAAGAUGCAUUGGAGAUGAUUAGAGGAAUGAGGUCCGAACCGAAUGGUUUCAUUUGGGGUGCCUUGUUGAAUGGGUGUAAGGUUCAUAGAAACUUGGAAAUUGCUCGUGUUGCGGUUCAGAAUCUAAGGGUUAUGGAGCCAAAUAACAGUGGGCAUUAUAGUCUUCUUGUUAAUAUGUAUGCUGAAGUGAAUAGGUGGUGUGACGUCGCGAAUACCAGGAAUGAGAUGAAGGAUUUGGGUGUGGAAAAAACAUGUCCUGGGUCUAGUUGGAUCGAAAUCAACAAGGAACUUCAUGUUUUUGCUGCUUCUGAUAAGUAUCACCCAUCUUAUGGUCAGGUUAACAUGUUUCUAAUUGAGCUGGAUGAGCAGCUGAGACUAUCCGGCUAUGUCCCUGAAAUGGGGUCUAUUCUUUAAUGACUUUGGCUCUUCAAGUCGGAGGGUCCUUAGAAGGAUGAUUGUGCUGUACAUAGCUAAGUUGUUGAAGACAAACUCAAUAAGUUCUUGCAAGUUCCCUAGACAAGAGUUGCGUGAAGGGUGAUCUUGUAUGGAGGAGGCAUGAACAAAGAAAGAGUCAUGCAAACGAGGAGGCUCCUGUGAAAAGAGAAAGGAGAGGCAAAGACUUUGGAACUUGGAUAAAGAGAAGAGUGAGGCAAAGACUUUGGGAACUUGGAUAAAGAGAAGAAGCUAGGUAAGACAACUCUCAAAUGAAAAAAGUUAUGAACAUAGAAAUUUCCACUCUUUUAUUUUUGGUGUAGCAAACCUUCUAUUAUAGGCUAAUCUUCACCAGCACUCUAAAAUAAGGUAACCUCUGUUGUAAGGUUAGGUUGAGUUAGGCUCAAUCCGAAACUUGUAACAGAAACACAAUACACAGCCAAAUAAAACAAUCCUCAAUUGUAAAAAUACUAGAAUCAAUUUAUGCAUUAAUGAUCAAAACCAACUUCAAACAAUAUUGCUUCUAGAAGUACCAAUUCAUAUCCUCUAAAACACGUUCUCAGGAGUCUCCAUAGUCAAUAAAAAAAGUUGAAUCAUUCAAGACCGAAAUCAAUUACAAAAGUUAUCAUCUAUGAAUAAUUUGCAGCUAGCCAAACUAUUACAAUCAUUCAACAUAAACCUCACAUGUAACAGAGAUCCUUUGAAUGCCAUAAAUUAAAUCAGCAAGACUAUAAAAUCCACAAUACCCAAAUAGAUAAGUUAUCCACUAAGAAUAAUUUGAAGCUAGCCAAACAAUCACUAUCAUACAAAAUAAACUUCACAUGUAGCAGAGAUCCUUGGGAAUGCCAAUAAUUCUUCCAUCUUAUCAAGCUUUUCCUGGUUUUUCAAGGAAGGUGAACUGAAUAUUCUCAUUCUCUCCAAAGAUGUAGAAUUCAUCAAAAAGUUUUGUACAAAUAGAAACUCAUAUUCGCAUCCUCUAUAAUUUGUAAUAGUACAUUUUUUUAAUUGUAAAGAAAGGCAUUCAGGCAAAAUAUUUCGGAACAAUCUAAGAUCAAAUAAUGCUUCUGCCAAAUACGAUGUGAAAAUAUCUGGUGUUAAAGGCAUUUCAAGGAUAAAAGUUUGAAGUAUAGGGCAAUUCUUCAUGACAGAAGUUAAAAAUCUCCAAUUAAUACUUCUUCCAUAUACAAUCUCCAAAUGAGUUAACUUGGAAAACACAGGAACGGCCCCAUACAUCUACAACAGUAAUAAAAAAAAGACAUUAGACAUACUGAAGAAGAUAUAAAUAAAUUGAAAUAUAGUAUUUUUACAAGAAAUUAAAAAAUAAGCAAGAAAUGAAAUACAAAUUCAAACCUCUUCUAACCGAAGAAACUCAACACUGGAAAAGACUUCCAGAUCAACAUCAUAAAUAGAGAUGUUAGAAACAUCCGCCCUGAUCAAAUUUGUAAAUUUCUUAACUUGUUCAUCAUACUCAACUGACCAAUACCUUGUUGAUAUAUUCUUUAUUUCCAAGUCCUCAAGAAUUGGACAAGCAUUAAGAAUUUCCAAAAGAAACCCGUGUUCGAAAAAAUAAACACUAUUCAAGUGUAAAAUUUUAAGUGAUGGAAGGUUGGCAGAUAUAAAAAGAUUCACGCAUACAAAUUUCAGCUUUAGAACAACAAGGUUACUAAAGCGAAAAAUAAAACAAAUGAUAUUCAAUUUCCAGUUAUCACACAUUUGAAUGUCAACGUGCUCCAUUCUGCGUGCCGUUAACAAUAACAUUAUGCUGAAUUCACUGGUAAAGCUAUCAUGAGAUUCAUGACAUCUUAGGCGAAAGCUUUUGAUGGGUUGGUGCUCACUUCUUUCAGUAAUGGUUACAUUUACCAUAUCUUUAAAGCUAAUGUAUGGUUCUUCUUUUUUGAAAAACCUUUGAUCAUCAAAGUCAAGAUUGGGACUAGGAUAUAAAAACCAUAGUGGCCUCCACCUCUUAGAAAGUACACGAGUUGCAAAAGCAUCUUCAGAUGGGAGAAAUGAGAUAAUGUGACCGAGGAUUCCAUCAGGCAACUUACUAAUCCUGUCAUCCUCCAUCUCUGGAAUCUACAUUCCAAAACUGUGUUGUGCUUGGAGUACUUAUAGAAAUUUUCUAUAAAAAAAUAGUAAUUAAUCUCCCUAAUUAUCAUUGCUUUCUCGAGUAAGAAUUGAAUGUAAAGGAUGGCAUGCGAUCAAAAGAUGCAUUUAUUGUUAUGCACUGCACAUUAUGAUUUUAAAGGAAGGACCUUUCAUUUUUCAUACGUUAGUAUGAUUUCAGAGGUUGAAAUGAAGGUGAACGGCUGUAUUUAGUGUUUUUGUUUUUCCCAAAUUCUUUUUUGUUUCCAACAAAUUAAAAGUAGAAUUUUUUUCACUCUUCUCAAGGAUUUAAGAUUGGCUAAGGCAUGAAACAUAAUGGAAUAAUGGAGUGGAACAAAAUAUAACGGAAUUGAAUUUAGUGGAUGAAAUAAAAAAAAUAGGAGCAUUUAAUGGAAUGAGAUGGAAUGAAUUUCCUCUUGUUUUAAUCCACUUCAUCCAUUAUUUAUUUGUAAAUUCAAAUUCUAAAAUCAUAAUAUUUACCACCUUUUUUAUUUUUUUUUAUCACAUACCACGAAUUCAAACAUACACUAGAGGGACCACAUGCUCCGGCAUCGUCCUCGACAUGUGCACCCCAACAUAAAAAUAAUAGAAACUUUGAUAGAAGAUGUUAUCACCGUGGCAAAUAUGGACACAUAAGGCCCGACUGUUUAGGGUUGGAAAUGAGUUGAGUCGAGUCGAAUUUGCCUCAGCUCGGCCCGACUCGACUCGUUAAGAAAUAGUCCAACUCAAAUAACAUUUCGAAUUCGUUACGAACUUUUUUCAGCUCAAAACCGACUCGUCAAAAGUUCACGAACAACUCGGUUCGACUUGUUAGGUUCAACUCAUUUGCUUCACGGACUUAAAUUUUUUUUUUCAAGUCUAUUCUUUUUUUAUAUGUGACAUUUUUAAAAUAAAAACUAAAAAACUAAAAUAAUUAUAUGUGACAUUUUUUAAAUAAAAACUAUAAAAAUAAAAUAAAAGUUAUAAGAUUAGAAUUUUUACAAUGUAGAUUUUAUUUGUAUAAUUAUUUUUAGAAAUAUUUUACUUACUUGAUAAUAUAAAUUAUCAAUUAAAAUUGUUAAAUUAAAAGAAGAUAUAGGGUUAAGAUUUGAAGCAAAUCCUUAAACUUAUUUAAAACUAAUAAUACAAUACAUCUCAUAUAUAAUUGAGUUGACUCAUGAACCUAACGAGUCGAACUAUGUAUAGUUCAA